Adelges cooleyi (spruce gall adelgid) is the source of this 828-nucleotide messenger RNA. RefSeq names its product mitochondrial import receptor subunit TOM20 homolog (gene Tom20). The record is from RefSeq and is a predicted model, not a curated record. The transcript is spliced from 2 exons. Gene Ontology annotation, molecular function: transmembrane protein transporter activity. Bases 264 to 746 code for a protein of 160 amino acids. Lineage: Eukaryota; Metazoa; Arthropoda; Insecta; Hemiptera; Adelgidae. Gene Ontology annotation, biological process: protein targeting; tRNA import into mitochondrion; protein import into mitochondrial matrix. Gene Ontology annotation, cellular component: mitochondrial outer membrane translocase complex; mitochondrial outer membrane.
AUUAACAAUCAUAAUAAUUUCACACUCAUUUUGGUAUGUUUUUCGGCGAGAUCUCGUGAAACACACUAUUUUUCAUUAUCAAAUACAUCAAACCAUAAUAACAUUUAAGUCAAUCUCUCCACGCGAUUUUCUUCCAACGUUUGGACUAUGAAUUGUUAGUUCUUUGUUUUUUUUUACCGAGUUCGGCUGAUGCUCAAACACUGCCCGAAAAGUAUAAAAGAGAAGACGAAUAACCUAGUGGACUAACAUCGCCGGCAAUCGCCAUGAUAACGACUGAGGUUUCAAAAACUGCUAUCAGCGCCGCGGCCGCCGGCAUAGCCGGACUUUGCUUCGUCGGCUACUGCAUUUACUUCGACCGGAAACGCCGCAGCGACCCGAACUUCAAGUCCAACUUGCGCAAGAAGAGACUGAUGGCCCGCGAACAAGAACAGGCGGCCCGCGCGGCCAAGUCGGCGUUCCCGGACUUCACGGACCAACAGGCCGUGCAGCGGUUCUUCUUGCAGGAAGUCCAGAUGGGCGAGUCGUACUUGGAGCAAGGGGACGUCGAGCGUGGCGUGGAACACUUGGCCAACGCCGUGGUCGUCUGCGGGCAGCCCACCGAACUGUUGAACGUGCUGCAGAGAACGUUGCCCGAGCGCGUCUUCCAGUUGCUCGUCAAGAGGCUGCCGGAGUUGGGCAAAAAUCUCAUGAGGAGGCCACAACAGGGACCGGUCAUCAGGGAGCUGGAGGUUUCCGACGUGGAAUGAUCAGAGAGCAAAACGACAGCACUGCCUUAUAAUAAUUGUUUUGUUUGUUUUUUUUUUUUUUGUAAAAAAGAAAAUAAUCUUA